UUUUUUUUAAUUUUUCCCCAGAAAAAUGGGAGGUGGACAUGAUUAUGUGUGUGACCUACUACCUAACAUACACAAUGGGUUACAGUGUCCAGCAGGUGUAUCAGAAGUAGAUCUUGUUGUUGGAGAUUAUCUCUAUUAUCACUAUGGCUGUGAUGGUUUUGACGACCGGGGCUGGGGAUGUGGAUAUAGGACACUAAUGACUUUGUGUUCAUGGAUAAGAGGACAGUUGAGGAAGUCUCAAGGAACUUCAAGCAGUUUGGCUCCUGUACCUUCUAAUCACCGCAUACAAGAAAUCCUUGUGGAAAUUGGAGAUAAAGAAAAGGAUUUUCUUAACUCUAGACAAUGGAUUGGCAGUGUUGAGGUUUGUCAUGUUGUAGACACCCUGUAUGAUGUACCCUGCAAAAUAAUCCAUGUAAAUAGUGGUAAAGAAUUGUCUGAUCAUAUACUCACCCUGGUUGACCACUUCAAGAGCAGAGGAUCCCCUGUCAUGAUGGGAGGGGACACUGAUGUAUCAUCCAAAGGAAUUAUGGGUGUUUGCAGGAGCUCUACUCAAAAUUACCUUCUUGUUGUGGAUCCUCACUUUUGGGGUGAAGCUACAGAGGCAGCAGCACUCCAGGCCAGUGACUGGGUAAAGUGGCAGCCUCUAUCCGAUUUCAACGAAUCCUCAUUCUAUAACAUGUGUCUUCCACAAUUCACUUCUAGAGAAUUGAAUAAAUGAUGGAGAUGUUAUUUAUUAGAAAAAUAAAUGUUGGUAGUUGAGCUUAAAGGCCCCACAGACUGACAAUCUUUGUGAUUGUGCAUUCAUUUCCAUCAUGUGUGGGUAUGAUUGAAGGCUUGCGCAAAUGUCAGGUGGUGUGUGGCAGUGGUUGAACAAUCGUGGUCAGUCUUGUACAGUACUAGCAGUCAUGGCAAGUGUACGUGGUACACAAGAAUUUUGGUGAGUUCAUUGAACUAUAUAGAGGCUUUCCAUCAUUGUGGAAAGAUAAAUUUGAUAUUUACAAGAACAGAGUUGUGAAAGUUGAAUGCUGUAACAAGUUAGUGGAAAAGAUCAAAGAAAUUGAACUCAAUGCAUACUGUCAUUCAGCAUAGAUGUGAUGGCAGUACACGUGUCCAUAAUUUUAUAUCCAAGACUCUGUGGAGAAAUUCAAGUCCUCAAAAGACUGAAAUUGUAUCUCUCAUCAGUGUGUUCUUCUUUAUCGAAGGCAUAAUUAUUUCCAACAAAUUAAUGAAAGUUUCAUGGUCCAUAUGCAGGAAGUUGUAAUAGUCUGCAGGGGAUGAUAUUACCACCUCCUAUAGAAGGGUUUCACAAGAAAACUUGGGUCUUUUCUUAUGCCACUUAUUCAUCCACAAUUUCCUUCUUAUUUCUUUGGCUCUUAUAUUUCCAGAGCAAGGAUAAUAGCUAUGCAUGCAGCCUCAGCACUCGUGUUGUCUAGCCAUGCCACACACUGACUGAAGAUUGUGCAAUCUCCUUAUAGGUGUGUGACCAUAACCAAUGAUUGCGCAAUGCCAAUGAUUGUCAGUCAUGCUCGACUGUCUGUGGGGGCCUUUAGAUAUAUACCAGUUAGCGUGUAUGUUCACUUGACCAUUGGCAUGAUCACCAUAUAGAUCAGGUCUUGUUACUUAUAUGCAUGUUAAAGGUCAUUAAAAUUAGAUAUUACAUAAGUAAUAUUGAAAUUGGCUGCUUCAGACACCAUAUGCAGAUGAAAUGAAAAAGCAAGAAGUAUCCAACAUAAUGCUCAACUAUUUGAUCCUCUGGUUAGGUAGAAAAAUUACUCUUAUGCCUGAUGCAACAUUUAAGAUUUGGCUUACUGUACAUUAGUUUCUGUGGAUCAGUUCAAGAUUCCAAUAGUUAGUUCAACAAUAAUUCUUCAAAAGCCUUUAAAGCAGUUAUUUCAAAAGGAAUAUGAAUUGAUGCUUUGCUUUGAGGCAUAUAACUUUAAUCAAUAGCUUAUUAGUAUCCUCUAACAGUUCUUUGUAAAAUAUAUGCAUAGUGAAGCUUGAUCAGUUUUACAAUGUGAGAAAAUUAACACCAUUUACCACUAUAUAAUAGCUAAAGAUCAGUUUUACAAUGGUUGCUCCCCGAAUGGUUUUCCUGCACUGUCAUUGCUAUGAAAAAGUAAUAUGCUAUAACUCGCAAUAUUCCAAGAUAUGAUGACGCAAUGUCGGAAUGGCUUAACACCAUAACUCACCACCAACACUCAUUAUCACCACCAACACUCAUCAUCACCACCAAAACUCCCCACCACCACCAACUACUACCAAAACUCCCUACCAACACUCACGGUCAACACUCCCCAUUACCACAAACAAUCACCACCAACACUCAUCAUCACCACCAACACUCACUACCACCA
Messenger RNA from Homarus americanus (American lobster), 2354 nucleotides. Its product is annotated as ufm1-specific protease 1-like. Lineage: Eukaryota; Metazoa; Arthropoda; Malacostraca; Decapoda; Nephropidae. The record is from RefSeq and is a predicted model, not a curated record. The coding region runs from base 26 to 718 and encodes 230 amino acids. The transcript has 4 exons.